UGCAGCUGAAGAGAGUUCUAUAGGUGCUGUGGGAAAGUAGAAGUGUCGGAUAUGUCUGUCAGCAGGGUAAGUGAUUGGGCAUGAUUCACUUUCUGUCUUGUGAUGUGUGUGUGUGUGUGUUUCAGAGAGAGAGAGAGAGAGAGAGAGUGUGUGUGUCGCAGUCAGUAUCAUCAGCUUGUCCUGCACUAUGUGCUGUUAAAGGCACUCAGACACAGAAAUGGCACCGUUCGACUUGAAGGGUGUCUUCCUCUCCGCGUUUGAUUACAAGACAGAAAAAUACGUCAUCGCCAAAAACAAGAAAGUUGGCAUCCUCUAUCGACUCAUACAGCUCUCAGUAAUCGGUUAUAUCAUCGGGUGGGUGUUUGUGACAAAGAAAGGCUAUCAGGAGACGGAGGAAUCGCUACAGAGUUCUGUCAUAACUAAAGUGAAAGGGGUUGUUUUCACCAACACGACUGGGCCCGGACCCUGGCUUUGGGGUCCUGAAGAUUAUGUCGUCCCUCAACAGGGUGAAGCUGUGCUCUUCAUAACCACCAAUUUUAUCACAACCCCAAACCAAAAAUUAGGAUACUGUGCUGAGAGUAUUAAAGUGCUUGAUGGUCAUUGCCAAGAGAAUGAAGACUGCCCAAAAGGAGACACUGUAAUAGCUGGGCAUGGAAUUAAGACAGGACGCUGCCUAAAGAAAAACAGGAACUCUACAGGAACAUGUGAAAUAUACGGCUGGUGCCCCAUUGAGCGAAGCAUCCGACCAGAUGUGCCUUUGUUAGGAAAAGCUGAAAACUUCACCAUAUACAUAAAGAACUUCAUAAGAUUCCCCAAGUUUAACUUCUCAAAAUCAAAUGUUUUGGAGACUGCAGAUGACAUGUAUCUGAAGAAAUGUUCAUAUGACAAGUUUGCUCAUUCUUACUGCCCCAUAUUCCGUCUCGGUGAUAUAGUCCGGAGAACUGGACAUGAUUUUCAACACAUGGCCCUGUUGGGAGGAGCAAUAGGAAUUCUAAUAGAGUGGCACUGUGACUUGGAUAAAGGCUACUCAGACUGCAACCCGAGGUACAGCUUCACUCGACUGGAUGUGAACUCAACAGUCAAUGCUAUCUCAUCAGGUUAUAACUUCAGAUAUGCACGGUAUUUUAAAAAUGCUGAUGGAGAGACCUACAGGACACUUUAUAAGGUGUAUGGGAUUCGCUUUGACAUCCUGGUUCAUGGCAAGGCUGGAAAGUUCAAUAUAAUUCCUACAAUCAUAAACAUAGGCUCAGGUCUUGCAUUAAUGGGUGCUGGGGCGUUUUUCUGCGACAUGGUACUUCUGUACAUGAUGAAGAAAAGCACCAUGUAUAGGGAGAGGAAAUUUGAAACACAUAAUAAGAAUGGAAAUAACAACAGAGACAGUAUAGACGUGUCAGGCAAGGCUGUGAAGCAGCCAUCAGAGCAGGAGCAAGUCACAGAGCCAACAUCCGAUCAACACACACCAGAAAGAAUAGAUUUACUCAAUGGACAAAAAGACAAGUCCUGUGACUGACAAAUAAUAUUGCUUAUUGCAUAUACUGUACAGUGCUUACUGAGACUUUUUAAUGGACACCAGCCUUAAGAACCUGACUGUCUAAUACAGAAUACACUGACCAUCACUGCUCCCAGGAAUGACGUACUUAAAGCUACUUUUAAGGACUUUUGCCAUCGCUAUGCAAAGUAAUUAGCUAUGCAGUAAUGUACUUGAAGAUGGAAGCAAUAAGACCUCAUGUUUAUCCAAGUGUUCCCCCCCCCCAAGUUAUUACAGAUGAUUCCAUCGUUACUGUUAUUUAUGACUCUUGCACUGACACUUUUAAAUACACUGUGAUUGAACAUCUUUGCCAAAUAGUUCACCAUAUAUGUAUGAAAAGUAACUGAAUACUUAAUAUUUUUUCCCCUGAUUCGGACACAUGCCAAUUCCCACCCACCAUCCAGCUUUUUCAGCU
Clarias gariepinus (North African catfish) is the source of this 1943-nucleotide messenger RNA. It is a transcript of the gene p2rx8, whose product is annotated as purinergic receptor P2X, ligand-gated ion channel, 8. Gene Ontology annotation, cellular component: nuclear inner membrane; plasma membrane. The coding region runs from base 218 to 1510 and encodes 430 amino acids. NCBI's taxonomy places the organism in Eukaryota, Metazoa, Chordata, Actinopteri, Siluriformes, Clariidae. The transcript is spliced from 12 exons. Gene Ontology annotation, biological process: monoatomic cation transmembrane transport; response to ATP. The record is from RefSeq and is a predicted model, not a curated record. Gene Ontology annotation, molecular function: extracellularly ATP-gated monoatomic cation channel activity; purinergic nucleotide receptor activity.